AUGCCGGCUAUGCUAGCGAUGCGCCAAUUCACACCGCCGCGAGGGUUGCGAUGCUAUGCUGGUAGCUACGUUUACGUCAGUAUUCAGGAAGAUGUCUGCUCCGACAGUCUCAUGUUCGACGAAGUCCUGGCAAUGGUUGAUGGUGACAUAAAGAAAAAUAAUACAAACUACAGGGAGGCAAUUUCUAGCCGGGAGCGGCUGGCAAUUUGCUUGAGAUUCCUGGCAACUGGAGAUACAUAUACAACAAUCAGUUUCAGCUACAGAAUUGGGAUAAGCACAGUUGCUAAUAUCGUAGAAGAAGUGAGUGAUGCAUUAUGGCUACGCUUGCAACCAGAGUUCAUGCCAACACCAAAUGAAGCUCUGUGGCGACAAAUUGAGAAAGGAUUCAAAGAAAGAUGGAACUUCCCUCACUGCAUAGGCGCAAUUGACGGGAAACAUGUUGCAAUCCAGGCACCCCUCACUCUGGUUCUAGCUUUUAUAAUAUUAUAA
Messenger RNA from Homalodisca vitripennis (glassy-winged sharpshooter), 489 nucleotides. RefSeq names its product protein ANTAGONIST OF LIKE HETEROCHROMATIN PROTEIN 1-like. The transcript has 3 exons. The coding region runs from base 1 to 489 and encodes 162 amino acids. The record is from RefSeq and is a predicted model, not a curated record. Lineage: Eukaryota; Metazoa; Arthropoda; Insecta; Hemiptera; Cicadellidae.